Molecule: messenger RNA, 2110 nt
Organism: Paramacrobiotus metropolitanus
Lineage: Eukaryota; Metazoa; Tardigrada; Eutardigrada; Parachela; Macrobiotidae
Product: high affinity cGMP-specific 3',5'-cyclic phosphodiesterase 9A-like
Exons: 13
Coding region: 277-1848 (523 amino acids)
Biological process (GO): cGMP catabolic process
Molecular function (GO): 3',5'-cyclic-GMP phosphodiesterase activity
Source: RefSeq, a predicted model, not a curated record
AGCCGGCAUCGUUGCCGUCGUCUCCUUCCCUGUGCUCCUUCCUGGCAUUCAGGUGUACGGUGUGUGCACGCGCUGGUGGCUUCUCAUUUUACCACAUUUUUCAUUUUGCCCUCGCCGCUGUUUAGUCAACAAAAACCCGUGUUAAGUGAUUUUUUCUCCGUGUAACACUGACAUCGAGAGCACCUUGUUAGCGGUUAGCCGCGCAGUUUAUCCAACAUACGCUGACCUUUACCGCCCGACCCAUUGCUCAGGCACUGCGCUCCCGUUGAUUAGACAAUGGGGAAUGGAGUGUCUGGUUAUAAUCGUUUUAUCUAUGUGGAAAUUCAUGGACGCACCGAAAAGAUCCUUUUCAGCCGGCAUAGUUCAUCGCGGGACAUCCAAGAAGUCAUAGCGCUGGCCGCCGGUGCAUCCAGCUGGACGGGGGUGAUGCUGAAGGAUAAAAACGGCGGAUUAAUCGCCAUUACGCCCAAUAUUAUGACCAACACGACCGAUACGCCUUAUAAGGUGCAAGUUGUGGACCAAAGAGCUCGACAAGGCAUUACAGAUAAUUCGGAAAUGUUGCAUACCGUUAUAUCACAAGUUGCGGAACAGUUUAAUCGUGUUUUCAAAACGGAAGAGGUCAAGGAAGAGAUCUCCAAACGGAUUAACGCGCUGGAAAAACGUAUGGAAAGAGAAGGCUUAAAGGUGGUGGAGAUCGAGCGAUGUCGGAAGGACAUUCACGAUCUACGCAAUCAGCUGCUGGAUAAUAAAAAUCAUCAUCACGCGCACCACGAUCAUCUCCACCGUAGCAGCACAUCGGGUUCAUUAAGCGAUGAUCGGAAGAUCGGGUUCAUUCAGGACAUGCCAACCUACCCCAAGUACAUCCUUUCUCGUGAGACCAUCGACUACCUGAAAAAGCCCACCUUCGACAUCUGGCACUGGGAGCCUAAUGAAAUGUUGAGUCUGCUGGAGCACAUGUACCAUGAGCUGGGAUUGGUCCACGAAUUCAACAUGAACCCCAUCACGUUGAAACGCUGGCUGCUGAUGGUGCAAUCCAACUACCGUAACAAUCCAUUCCAUAAUUUCCGCCACUGCUUCUGCGUGACACAGAUGAUGUACGGUAUGAUCCAUCUGUGCCGUCUGCAGAAUAAGAUGAGCCGUUUCGAUCUGGGAUUACUGAUUACGGCCUGCGUCUGUCAUGACCUUGAUCAUCCCGGCUAUAAUAAUGCGUACCAGAUUAAUGCCCGCACCGAGCUGGCCAUCCGCUACAAUGAUCAGUCGCCAUUGGAGAAUCAUCAUGCGGCCGUCUGCUUUCAGAUCCUCUCACAGCCGGAAUGCAAUAUCUUCUCCAAUGUCUCCGAGGAGAUGUUUAUUAAAAUCCGGGUGGGCAUUAUUUCCCUUAUACUGGCCACUGAUAUGGCGCGUCAUGCCGAGAUCCUCGAUAAGUUCAAGCAGAAUAUCGACCACUUUGAUUGGACAAAUGAAGACCACAUAACGUCGCUAAAGAUGAUCCUAAUAAAAUGCUGCGAUAUCUCCAACGAGGUCCGCCCCAUGGACGUCUCCGAUCCCUGGCUGGAUCUGCUCCUGGAAGAGUACUUUAAUCAAUCCGACCGGGAGAAAGCCGAAGGUCUUCCUGUCGCGCCUUUCAUGGACCGGGAGAAAGUGACAAAACCCACAGCUCAAAUCGGUUUCAUCAAGUUCGUCCUCAUUCCGCUCUUCGACUCGGUAGCGAAACUCUUUCCCCAAGCCGAUGCGGCCCUCUGUGAAUCGCUUCGUCAAGCGCAGCACCGCUACGAAAAGAUGAAAGUCGAAGAGGACACAAGGAAAGCCUUACUGCAGGAAAGAAAAGCUUCGACAACAGGCGCUUGAAUCCGAUAGCGCUCUGAUAAACAGUAACUCUUCCAGAAACCCCGACAAGAUACGCCAGCAUAUAUCCAUGAAUACACUGGUUUUAUUCGACAUACUGCUACGCUGUACAUUAAAGGCACACUGUGGUGUGCAGUGCAGAGACGCCGGCAUCGGCAUAUUUUAUCAAAGAUGUUAGAAUGCCGCUUAGCGGAGUUAUUCGUUGUACGUUAUCAAAAGCAUUUCACCUAGUUGUAUUCUUAGCACAAUUACUAUGUGGCCGCAG